Medicago truncatula (barrel medic) is the source of this 1050-nucleotide messenger RNA. Its product is annotated as protein RGF1 INDUCIBLE TRANSCRIPTION FACTOR 1. The coding region runs from base 127 to 885 and encodes 252 amino acids. The transcript has 4 exons. NCBI's taxonomy places the organism in Eukaryota, Viridiplantae, Streptophyta, Magnoliopsida, Fabales, Fabaceae. The record is from RefSeq and is a predicted model, not a curated record.
AAUAAAUAUUUAUAUCUAUAUCUUAUGUCCCUACCCUUCUUGUGAACCUCCAUAAAUACUCUCUUGUGUUCUCUUUUUUAGCUACUAUACCUUGAUUACAAUAAAGCUCAACAAGUCUUCAUAUAUAUGAUCAUGGGAUGCCAAAAGCCUUCAUGGUUGGAAGCUCUUUAUACAGAAAAAUUCUUUGCUGGUUGCUCUUACCAUGAGAAUGCAAAAAAGAAUGAGAAGAAUGUUUGUUGCUUAGAUUGUUGCACUAGUAUUUGUCCUCAUUGCUUUCCAUCUCAUCGCUACCACCGCCUUCUUCAAGUUCGUCGUUAUGUUUAUCAUGAUGUUCUUAGAUUGGAAGAACUUGAGAAACUUAUAGACUGCACCAAUGUCCAGGCCUAUACUAUCAAUAGUGCCAAAGUUGUGUUCAUCAAGAAGAGACCUCAAAACCGCCAAUUCAAAGGAUCAGGAAACUACUGCACUUCAUGUGAUAGAAUCCUCCAAGAACCUUUUAUCCAUUGCUCUCUUGGAUGCAAGGUGGAUUUUGUGCUGAAACACUACAAAGACCUUUCACCCUACUUAAGGAUAUGCAACACCCUACAAUUAAGUCCUGACUAUCUAAUUCCACAAGAGAUGGGAGAUGAAUUAGAGAUGACAAGGUCAACAAUUGUGGAUUGUGAUGAUCCAAUGAGUUCAUAUUCAGUAUCAUCAUCAGGGUCAGAGAAUAUGAGUAUGCCAAUGCCAUGCACAGAAAUUGUUAGGAAGAGAAGGAGUGGAUGGACAAGUAUGUGUGCAAAAUUCAUGGCCAAUUCUAAUAGCAAUAAAGUUUCUGAUGAAGAUAUGGCUACUAGUAUGAUUAGUAGAAGAAAAGGAGUUCCUCAUAGAUCUCCUCUUUGUUAAUUAGUGUUAGCUACCUUAAUCAAUAAAAUUAAGCUAAGCUAAGCAGUAGCACAAAGAGCUAAAAAAACAUUUUACUACUACUUCAAUAUUUAAUUUUUUUUAAUUACUUCUAUGACAUGAUGUUUUGACUGAAGUGAAUUGUUCAAAGUUCUUUCUCUCUCGAAA